ACCACUCUUUCCGUAGGAGUAAUGCUCGUUGGUUGUAAAUAAGGGCUUGCAUGUGGUUGUUGUGUUACGUCUCAUUUGAUGUAUCCUGUAUGUCUUUACUUUUAUAAUAUGAUGCCAUAUUGUGUGUUAUAAUUUGCAGUUAUAAAUUUGUUCACGUCGUUUGUGGUUUUAGUGCUAGUUAAAAAAUAACUAAAGUUCAAAAUGAAUGCAAUGACGGCACCCAUGGAGAGAAUACAAUUGUUAGAUAACAUCGAAAAAGACAUCGUGACAUGUUUACAAAGCGCUGGCCAAGCACUGAUGGAGCUGAGCAAGGAGAAGUCGAGCGUGAAACAAGCGGAAGGACACACUCAUCAGUUUCUGAAGACCCUCAACUGUGUUGAUUCAAAGCUGACUGAACAGAUUAACUACCUCACUCAAGUGUCCACUGGCCAGCCACACGAGGGCUCGGGCUACGCGUCCCAGAAGGUACUGCAGAUGGCGUGGCACCGACUAGAGCACGUGCGCAGCCGUGUCAACGAGCUGGAGCGCAUCAAGAACAAACAUCUGCAAGUGCGCGUGAUACCCCGUGCACAGCAGAAUGGCACGCAGCCUGCCCCCACCACCGGCUGAGCUCAUUUCAAGCCAUGUUCCAUUGAACUGUUGUGCAUUGAAUGCUUGGAUGUUCUCUUACUUUUAAUGUAGUCUGCUAGGAGGUACGGGCCUCGAUUCCUAGCCUGUCUGGCAUUUUUCAGGUGAACAUUAGUCUGACAAGGCUAUCUCGGAUGUGCAAAGAUCUCAGUCUGAGUCACGACGCUCUUGAAACCAAAGGCCAUGUCAUUUACAUGCUUGGUGAUUUUUCAUUAUCUUGCAGUUCACUUCUUGGCUGGUACUCUUCAGUUGUAAAAAAAGUAUUGUCCACUUACUGGUAAUAUGCAACAGAAAACACUAAAUUACAGGUGUCUUUUUUAUUCGACUACAUGUUUGCACGGGAACUUUUUCUUGUCUAAAAUAGUUAUAAACUGCAUCUGAUACCCAUUUCAAUUAAUGAUGUAAAUAUAUGUAUUAAUUUUCUGUAAUGACAAUAUAAUUUAAUUACAUUUAUAAUUUUUUUUAAA
Molecule: messenger RNA, 1094 nt
Organism: Bacillus rossius redtenbacheri
Lineage: Eukaryota; Metazoa; Arthropoda; Insecta; Phasmatodea; Bacillidae
Gene: MED11
Product: mediator of RNA polymerase II transcription subunit 11
Exons: 3
Coding region: 202-609 (135 amino acids)
Biological process (GO): regulation of transcription by RNA polymerase II
Cellular component (GO): mediator complex
Molecular function (GO): transcription coregulator activity
Source: RefSeq, a predicted model, not a curated record